UAUGAGGCAACAUCAGCUCACCGAGAGAGAAGCGUGUCUCCUGCGUGGCACAUUUUUUUUUUUUUUUAUUUUCUUACAUAAAAAGUAGCCGAAUAGCUGUUCACACUUGGAUCGCUUGAACGAAACGCACAGAGCGACGAAUCUUAUGCAACCCAGCUGAGAAUCUGCGGAUUAAUAUCGUGGGAGUGGGUUUAUUUCCCGACGCGGCCGGAUCCAGAUCUAGAGGAGAGAGAGGCUGAACUCAGGUCCUCCGUCCUGACAUGGACACAGAAAUUGUACCCGAAAAGAAAAGAGUGAGCUCAGAGCGGAGGAAGGAGAAAUCGAGGGAUGCAGCAAGAUGCCGUCGUGGGAAAGAGUCAGAGGUGUUCUACGAUCUGGCCAAGCUGCUGCCCCUCCCACACAGCGUCAGCUCCAGCCUGGACAAGGCCUCCAUCAUGAGGCUGACCAUCAGUUACCUGCGCAUGAGAAAACUACUCUGCACUGAUGAGCCAAUUGAAGGAGAGGAGACGGAGCUUGAUAUCCAGCUAAACAGCUCAUACCUAAAGGCCUUGGACGGUUUUUUCAUGGUGCUAUCUGAGGAUGGGGAUAUGAUCUAUAUCUCAGAGAAUGUCAACAAGUGCCUCGGCCUGGCGCAGUUUGACCUGACUGGACACAGCGUGUUUGAUUUCACACAUCCCUGUGACCAAGAGGAGCUCAGGGAGAUGCUGGUCCACAGAACAGGCUCCAAGAAAGUUAAGGAAUCAAAUACAGAGCGCAGCUUCUUUCUCCGAAUGAAAUGCACCCUCACCAGCAGAGGUCGCACUGUCAAUGUCAAGUCAGCUUCGUGGAAGGUGCUUCACUGCUCUGGUCACGUGCAGGUUAAUGAGAGUCAAGCUGAGAAUACCACCAAUUGUCACAGUGACCCCCCUGUCCCCUACUUUGUUUUGAUCUGUGACCCCAUUCCCCACCCCUCCAACAUCGAGGUCCCACUGGACACCAAGACCUUUCUCAGCCGCCACACGAUGGACAUGAAGUUCACAUAUUGUGACGAGAGGAUCACUGAGCUCAUGGGUUAUGAUCCAGAGGACCUGUUGAAUCGUUCCGUGUAUGAGUACUAUCAUGCUCUGGAUUCAGACCAUCUUACCAAGACUCACCACAACUUGUUUGCAAAGGGUCAAGUCAGCACAGGCCAGUACCGGAUGUUAGCAAAGAGAGGAGGCUUUGUGUGGGUGGAAACACAGGCCACUGUCAUCUACAACAACAAGAACUCCCAGCCACAGUGUGUCGUCUGUGUCAACUUUGUGCUCAGUGGAAUCGAGGAAGAAAAACUCGUCUUGUCUCUGGAGCAGACUGAGGAUGUAAAGCCAGUAAAGAAGGAAGAGCAAGAAGUCAAGGAGGCUGUAAUGGAGAGCAGCCAGCCUUCCCCGGUGAAGGAAGAGACGUGCCCAGAGCUGGAUGUGGUCAAGCUCUUUACACAGGUGGUAGAGCCUGAGCCGCUGAUUAGCCUGUUUGAAAAGCUCAAGGGGAAGCCGGAGGCCCUCACCCAGCUGGCCCCGGCAGCUGGAGACACAAUCAUCUCCCUGGACUUCAGCUGUCCUGAACCGGACACCCACCUGCUGGAGGAAGUUCCUCUCUACAAUGAUGUAAUGCUUCCCUCCACAAGUGACAGACUGGUCAUGCCUCUGUCCCCUCUUCCUCCCAGCGAGCCCCUACAGGUCUCCAAUAACCCGGAGGAGUCCAAAUCUGAGAGCUUUCCUCCAACCCCCUCCACUGCACCAACCACCCCUAGUCCUCCAGAGGCUGACGGUCCACUUGACAUCUUCCCUAUCGAUUCUGAUAUGAACUCAGAUUUUAAACUAGACUUGGUGGAGAAGCUGUUUGCCAUUGACACCGAGUCUAAAACCACCUUCAGCACACAGGACUUGGAUCUGGAGAUGUUGGCUCCCUACAUCCCCAUGGACGAUGACUUCCAGCUGCAGUGCAUCAGCCCAGAAGAGCCUCUGUCAUGUGAACCCGUCGAAACCCCCGAAAGUUCUCCAGUCCAGGGCACACAGAACAUUCAUGAUUAUUCCGACUCUCAGUUCAGCGCACCAAGCAGUCAGGCGGCUUCUCCUACACCACCUGAACCUGUCAGCGCUCCUCUUCUGGCCACCAUCAUUACACAGAGCACCCCACAGUUGGAGAAAGAAGUUCCCUUGAAGACUCUAGCAGCUCAGAACAUACAGCGCAAAAGAAAACUGAACGACCUGAAGGAGUUAAUUGGACAGGAAACGCUGCCUCAGGAAGAAGUUGAAAAGGGCAAAAAAAUGAAAGCAUCAGAAUCCGGAACAACCAAGACUAUAUUUCUAGUGCCUUCAGAUUUGGCAAGUCGAUUGUUUGGCACCACAGAAGCAUCCACUUCCCUUUUCAGCCUACCGCAGCUCACCCGCUACGACUGCGAGGUCAACGCCCCUUUACAGGGCCGUCAGUACCUGCUGCAGGGCGAGGAGCUGCUGCGUGCUCUGGACCACGUCAACUGAGUCAGUGCUUCACUGCUGGACUAGACUGGACACUACAAUUAGUCCCUCACAUUUUCACUCCCAAGACUCUCCACGUAUCUUGCCCCCCCCCCACUACCACACCCCGCUGCCCUUAUUUAUGUAUCCGUAUGAUUUGACCUUAGUUUGGCUGCUGUUUGUGCACAUCAAGUGAAAUUUGCAGCAUUCCACCGUGACAAACGCCAUAGCAGCAUCUUGGUUUUUGGUGCAAGGGAUUCAGACAUCAUGAGAUGUCCAGUUGUGAUUUUAUUAUUACUAUUAUUUUGUUUUUUUUUGUCUUUGUCUUUCCCCUCUCUCCUCUGGGGAGACUUUCAGCACACAGCGCCUUGAUAGAUGACCUUCUCCUGCAGGUCACCAUAGAACCUGGCGCUACUGCCAGCAGUGUAUUGUAAGCUUCAGUCGCACAAUUUAUAUUUUCUUAAAGAAAAAAAUAUUACCAGCAAUAUAUAUUAAGCCUUUUUAAAAGUAGUUUUAAUGGAAUAUGAACAAUUUUAUUUUUCCUCCCAUACUUGUAUGUUGUAGUACUCGUACCUAACAGAUGUCUUUAGUCCAGAAGUAUGAAUAUGUUGUUUAAACCUAAAGUGGUUUGAAUGUUCUCAUGUUAUAGCUGUCUCUGAUAUAAUACAUUUAAUUGUGUAGCAGUCCAGUACGUCACUUUAUUUCAGUGUGUGUGUUACUGUACUUAUACCAGGGAAAUUUGAAUUUACUCAGUCUGGCUUCACUGUCCAGUGAAUCUGCAAAUUAUAUCUUCAUUUGAAUUUACUUCUUUUGUGCAGGAUCGGCAUUGUUCUUUUACACGAAGUAAAUCCAUGUUCUUGGUCAUUACUGUUUGUGGCAUACUUAAAAACAGUCAGUUUAAAUAAGUGGGAUCUUCAUAUUUUACUUAAACAAUCAUCAUUGUAGCAUUAGUGACUUGUCAGGCUUUCUUGCUCACUUACUGUGAUGGUAGCCAGUUUAAUACCAUUGCUCCUGCCAUACCAUUGAGUCUAUCCUGCUUUGUUUUGCUGUUUAACAAUAAAUGGCUUAAAUAAAGUGAACUGUUUCGGG
Messenger RNA from Cololabis saira (Pacific saury), 3563 nucleotides. It is a transcript of the gene hif1aa, whose product is annotated as hypoxia inducible factor 1 subunit alpha a. NCBI's taxonomy places the organism in Eukaryota, Metazoa, Chordata, Actinopteri, Beloniformes, Belonidae. Gene Ontology annotation, biological process: cellular response to hypoxia; regulation of transcription by RNA polymerase II. Gene Ontology annotation, cellular component: cytoplasm; transcription regulator complex; nucleus. Gene Ontology annotation, molecular function: RNA polymerase II transcription regulatory region sequence-specific DNA binding; protein dimerization activity; DNA-binding transcription factor activity, RNA polymerase II-specific. The record is from RefSeq and is a predicted model, not a curated record. The transcript has 15 exons. Bases 261 to 2498 code for a protein of 745 amino acids.